Messenger RNA from Glycine soja, 760 nucleotides. Its product is annotated as protein yippee-like At5g53940. Lineage: Eukaryota; Viridiplantae; Streptophyta; Magnoliopsida; Fabales; Fabaceae. The coding region runs from base 79 to 468 and encodes 129 amino acids. The record is from RefSeq and is a predicted model, not a curated record. Gene Ontology annotation, cellular component: ubiquitin ligase complex. The transcript has 5 exons.
CAUCUACCGCUAUGAGCAACUCAACAAAGAGACUGUGGUUACAUCAAAACAAAGCAAAGCAAAGAAAGAAGAAAGAAAAUGGGGAGAAUCUUUGUGGUGGAGCUUGAGGGCAGGUCUUAUAGAUGCAAGUUCUGCAGAACUCACUUGGCCCUUGCAGAUGAUCUCAUCUCCAGGGCCUUUCAUUGCCGGAGGGGGAAAGCAUACCUAUUCAAUAAUGCCGUGAACUUCACAAUUGGAACACCAGAAGAAAGGAUGAUGCUUUCAGGAUUACAUACUGUCGCAGAUAUUUUUUGCUGUUGCUGCGGUCAAAUAAUUGGCUGGAAAUAUGAAUCUGCACACGAGAAGAGCCAAAAGUAUAAAGAAGGGAAGUUUGUUCUUGAAAGAGGAAGGAUUGUUGAUGAAGUUGAUUUCUCCACUGAGUUCUACAUCGAUAGUCAUGCCAGCAUGAGUGAUGCUGAAGAACCUUAAAACAUGCGGGCUGGCCUUGUUGGAUCAUGAGAAAGAAUGCACUGCUUCUGUAUACGAACAAUAAUAAUGGUGACCCAUGAAAAUGUUCAGAAUUAAUAGUUUAUUUUGGUUUUGUUUUAUUAGUAUUAUAUAUAUAUAUAUAUAUAUAUAUAUAUAUAUAUAUUAUAUGUGGUAUAUGAAAAUGAGAGUUGCCAAUAGUGUGUAUAUUGUGGGGAAAGAUAGAGAUGAAACGGUAGUCUCAGAUUUGCUGCAAAACAUAUGGAAAGAACUUGGCUGUUAACUUGGUGUCUAA